Messenger RNA from Durio zibethinus, 1435 nucleotides. It is a transcript of the gene LHCB5, whose product is annotated as light harvesting complex of photosystem II 5. The record is from RefSeq and is a predicted model, not a curated record. Gene Ontology annotation, cellular component: membrane. NCBI's taxonomy places the organism in Eukaryota, Viridiplantae, Streptophyta, Magnoliopsida, Malvales, Malvaceae. Gene Ontology annotation, biological process: photosynthesis, light harvesting.
GAGAGGAGAUGCUAAUGCAAAUGCAAAUGCAGAUGCAAAUGCACAUGCGUAACAUUUUGACAUCAGAUUGGACAUGUUAUUCGUUAUCCAAAACCUAACCAAGCAAUCUACAAAGAGCAGGAGCAUUCAUUACACGUCAGCAUCAUAUCUGCCACAUAAGCAAGGCCAUCCUAUCAAAUUCCAGCAUCAGAUUUCUCAUGUUCCACAGCCAACCAAUGAAAACACGUGAACCACAAUCCUCUGCGGCAUGUCCACAUCCACUAGCUCAAGCUUAUAGUAUCAAUCUCCAUUCCCCACAGGUACUAGAGUAGCGUAUUACUGACUAGUGUUCUGAGUUAGUUGUAAACAAAACCCAGCUGCAGCAGCGGCACCUAAUUAGAGUCAGACUCCUCCAGAAUGGCCUCAUUGGCAGCCUUCACUGCUGCUGCCUCCCUCGGCGUAUCUGAAAUGCUGGGAAACCCUAUGAAUUUCAGUGGUGGGGCAAGGUCAUCGGCUCCAACAGCAACAAACCCUGCCACUUUCAAGAUAGUGGCUCUUUUCUCCAAGAAGAAGGCUGCGCCUCCUCCAAAGUCCAAGGUUGCUUCUGUCUCUCCAGCCGAUGAAGAGCUGGCUAAGUGGUACGGUCCUGACAGGAGGAUUUUCUUACCAGAAGGGCUGUUAGACAGAUCAGAGAUCCCAGAGUACUUGACAGGGGAAGUUCCUGGAGACUAUGGAUACGAUCCGUUUGGUCUGAGCAAGAAGCCAGAAGACUUUGCGAAAUAUCAAGCGUAUGAGUUGAUACACGCUAGGUGGGCGAUGCUUGGUGCUGCUGGAUUCAUCAUCCCUGAAGCCUUUAACAAAUUUGGUGCCAACUGCGGCCCUGAAGCUGUUUGGUUCAAGACUGGAGCUCUUCUCCUGGACGGUAACACCUUGAAUUACUUUGGGAAGAAUAUUCCAAUCAACCUUGUGGUUGCUGUCAUUGCCGAGAUCAUUCUUGUUGGUGGUGCUGAAUAUUACAGAAUUAUUAAUGGCCUGGAUUUGGAGGACAAGCUUCACCCUGGUGGUCCAUUUGACCCACUUGGGCUUGCCAAGGAUCCUGACCAGGCUGCUCUGCUCAAAGUCAAGGAGAUCAAAAAUGGUAGACUCGCAAUGUUCGCCAUGCUGGGUUUCUACUUCCAAGCUUAUGUCACUGGUGAAGGUCCCGUUGAGAACCUUGCAAAACACCUCAGCGAUCCUUUUGGCAACAACUUGCUCACAGUCAUUGCAGGAACUGCUGAAAGAGCUCCCACCCUCUGAUUAUAAUAUCUUUAUUUCUAAUUUUUCCACUUGUUGCUUGCUUCUAUGCAUUAAUUGAUUGUACAUCCAACAGAGAAUUUCCAAGCACUUUAAUCCUAAGGCUUGACCCUCAUAUGUAAACUUUAUUUUCCUUUAUGGACUUAUCCAUCUAUAAUUCAAA